Messenger RNA from Phytophthora infestans T30-4, 1573 nucleotides. Its product is annotated as succinyl CoA transferase, putative. Lineage: Eukaryota; Oomycota; Peronosporomycetes; Peronosporales; Peronosporaceae. The coding region runs from base 25 to 1518 and encodes 497 amino acids. The record is from RefSeq and is a predicted model, not a curated record. The transcript is spliced from 6 exons. Gene Ontology annotation, biological process: ketone body catabolic process. Gene Ontology annotation, molecular function: succinyl-CoA:3-oxo-acid CoA-transferase activity.
CCAGACGCAAGUCCUGUUCCUUUCAUGCUGCGUCUGACCACCCGCCGAAUCCCACGUGCGCAGCUCUCACGGGCGCUUGGUCUGCGCUUCUCCUCUCACGGCAAGGUCUACACAGACGCGGACGCCGCUGUGAAGGAUAUUCCGUCCGGAUCCAAGCUUGUUGUGGGCGGCUUUGGUCUUUGUGGUAUCCCGGAGAACAGUAUCCAGGCGCUGGUCAAGCAGGGAGCCAAGGACUUGACGUGUGUGUCCAACAAUGCUGGAGUGGACGACUUUGGACUGGGUUUGCUGUUACAAACUCGUCAGAUCAAGCGUAUGAUCUCGUCCUAUGUCGGGGAGAAUGCGCUUUUUGAGAAGCUUUAUCUCACUGGAGAGCUGGAGGUGGAGCUCACACCGCAAGGAACACUGGCAGAGCGUAUCCGUGCUGGAGGGUCCGGUAUUCCAGCCUUCUACACGCCCACUGCGUUUGGAACUAUCCUUCAGGAAGGAGGGUUUGCCAUUAAACUCAAGCCUGAUGGGUCCAUUGACAUCCCCAGCGCACCACGUGAAGUCCGCCAGUUCAGUGGCCGCAAAUACGUCAUGGAAGAGGGGAUCACUGGAGAUUUCGCCCUUGUUAAGGCUUGGAAGGGAGACACCGACGGCAACUUGGUGUUCCGUGGCACGGCUCGCAACUUCAACGUGGAUGCAGCCAAGGCUGGGCAGAUCACGAUCGCCGAAGUGGAGGAACUGGUGCAACCUGGAGAGAUUCACCCAGACGAGGUUCACUUGCCGAGUAUCUACGUGCAGCGCAUUUUCAAGGCCGAAAAGACCGAGAAACGCAUCGAGAGACUCACUCUUGCCAAUGCCAAGAAAUCACAACACAAAAUCUCCCCGGAUCGCGAGCGCAUUAUUCGGCGUGCGGCCAAGGAGCUUAAGGAUGGAAUGUAUGUGAAUCUAGGCAUCGGGUUGCCAACGUUGGCGUCCAACUACGUCCCAGACGGAGUAAAAGUUGUCUUGCAAAGCGAAAACGGACUGCUGGGCAUGGGUCCGUACCCGAACGAGGGCGAACAAGACCCGGAUCUGAUCAAUGCCGGCAAGGAAACGGUGACUUUUCUGCCUGGUUCAUCGACAUUCUCCUCGUCCGAAUCGUUCGCCAUGAUCCGCGGUGGUCACGUGCACUUGACGAUUCUCGGUGCUCUGCAGGUCGCGGAGAACGGAGAUCUGGCGAACUGGAUUAUCCCAGGCAAGAUGGUCAAGGGAAUGGGCGGCGCGAUGGAUCUCGUGGGCAGCGGCAACCGUGUCGUGGUCACGAUGGAGCACAACGCCAAGGCAGGAGCGAAAAAAAUCCUUAAGCGCUGUUCGCUCCCGCUUACGGGCAAGAGUGUGGUAAACACCAUAAUCACAGAACUGGGUGUGUUCGACGUGGUGCCAGGCAAGGGGCUCGUGUUGGUGGAGAUCGCACCCACGACCACGGUGGACGACAUUCGUGAGCGUACGGAGGCAUCGUUCACGGUUGCGCAUGAUCUCAAGACGAUGGAUUGAGGGGGCAAUUGAAACCUACUAAACUAGGCUAAUGAGAGUGUACCGGUAUCUACAA